Molecule: messenger RNA, 150 nt
Organism: Paramecium tetraurelia
Lineage: Eukaryota; Ciliophora; Oligohymenophorea; Peniculida; Parameciidae
Exons: 1
Source: RefSeq, a predicted model, not a curated record
AUGAAGAUAGAAUUAAGAAAUCUAUAAGAGUAGAUUAAGGAAGAGAAAGGAAUGUAAUCUAAGUAGUAAAUGAAGAUUAAGGAUUUAUAUACUGAUAUUGAAGAAAUGAAACAUGAACUAAAUAUUUUGAGACAAUCAGAUAAGGAUUGA